AUGGUGUUUGGCAAAGCUUGUCAUCUUCCCGUGGAACCUGAACACAAGGCAUUGUGGGCCUUGAAAAAGUUGAAUCUGGAUUGGAGUGAUGCCUCAAACUUGAGGACGGAACAACUCAAUGAGCUUGACGAAUUUCGACUUAGAGCUUACACUGGCUCUUCACUCUACAAGGCCCGCAUGAAACACUUUCAUGAUAAGAAGAUUUUGCAAAGAGAAUUCAGCCUCGGGGAUCGCGUAUUGUUGUUCAACUCAAGGCUCCGGUUGUUUCCCAGAAAGUUGAAAUCCAAAUGGUCCGGCCCGUUUGAAAUCAUACAAGUAUUCCCACAUGGAGCAAUUGAACUUGUUUGCCCAAGUGGAAAUAAAAUCAAAGUGAACGAGCAAAAGGUGAAACAUUACUUGGGAUCUCAGAAUGAAGCAAAUAUUAUCGAGGUCUUCCUCCUCAAUGAGCCAUGA
Lycium barbarum (goji berry) is the source of this 453-nucleotide messenger RNA. RefSeq lists its product as uncharacterized. Bases 1 to 453 code for a protein of 150 amino acids. The record is from RefSeq and is a predicted model, not a curated record. The transcript has a single exon. Lineage: Eukaryota; Viridiplantae; Streptophyta; Magnoliopsida; Solanales; Solanaceae.